GUUUCAGGCGGUGAGGACAAGGUUCCUGGCGGUGAGGACAAGGUUCUUGGCUGUGAGGACAAGGUUCCUGGCGGUGACGACAAGGUUCUUGGCGGUGAGAACAAGGUUCCUGACGGUGAGGACAAGGUUCCUGCAGAUGAGGACAAGGUUCCUGGCGGUGAGGACAAGGAUCCUGGCGGUGAGGACAAGCUUCCUGGCGGUGAGCACAAGGUUUCUGGCGGAUAGGACAAGGUUCCUGGCGGUGAGGACAAGGUUUCAGACGCUGAGGACAAGGUUUCUAGCGGUGAGGACAAGGUUCCUGGCGGUGACGACAAUGUUCCUGGCGAUGAGGACAAGGUUCCUCGCGGUGAGGAGAAUGUUCCUGGCGGUGAGCACAAGCUUCCUGGCGGUGAAGACAAGGUUCUUGGCAGUGAGGACAAGGUUCCUGGCGGUGACGACAACGUUCCUGGCGUUGAGGACAAGGUUUCACACGGUGAGGACAAGGUUUCACACGGUGAGGACAAGGUUUCUAACGGUAAGGACAAGGUUCCUGGCGUUGAGAACAAGGUUAUUGGCGGUGAAGACAAUGUUCCUGGGGGUGAGGACAAGGUUCCUGGCGGUGGGGACAAGGUUCCUGGCGGUGGGGACAAGGUUCCUGGCGGUGAGGACAACGUUCUUGGCUGUGAGAACAAGGUUGCAUGACGGUGAGGACAAGGUUUCAGGCUGUGAGGACAAGGUUCCUGGCGGUGAGGACAAGGUUCCUGGCGGUGAGGACAAGGUUCCUGGCGGAGAGGACAAGGUUCCUGGCUUUGAGGACCAGGUUCUUGGCGGUGACGACAAGGUUCUUGGCGGUGAGGACAAGACUCCUGACGGUGAGGACAAGGUUCCUGGCGGUGAGGAAAACGUUCUUGGCUGUGAGGACAAGUUUACUGACGGUGAGAACAAGGUUUCAGGCUGUGAGGACAAGGUUCCUGGCGGUGAGGACAGGGUUCUUGGCUGUGAGGACAAGGUUCCUGGCGGUGAGGACAAGGUUCUUGGCGGUGACGACAAGGUUCCUGGCGGUGACGACAAGGUUCUUGGCGGUGACAACAAGGUUCCUGACGGUGAGGACAAGGUUCCUGCAGAUGAGUACAAGGCUCCUGGCGGUGAGGACAAGGUUCCUGGUGGUGAGGACAAGGUUCCUGGCGGUGAGCACAAGGAUCCUGGCUGUUAG
Paramuricea clavata is the source of this 1192-nucleotide messenger RNA. NCBI's taxonomy places the organism in Eukaryota, Metazoa, Cnidaria, Anthozoa, Malacalcyonacea, Plexauridae. The record is from the annotation of a GenBank genome assembly.